Verticillium dahliae VdLs.17 is the source of this 612-nucleotide messenger RNA. RefSeq lists its product as uncharacterized. Bases 1 to 612 code for a protein of 203 amino acids. The transcript has 4 exons. Lineage: Eukaryota; Fungi; Ascomycota; Sordariomycetes; Glomerellales; Plectosphaerellaceae. The record is from RefSeq and is a predicted model, not a curated record.
AUGGACGACUUGCGCUUUCGAUCUCAGCAGUCGCCUCGCAACGAGGCGACCAUGAACAACCUUGUCUCACCUCCGCGGAACGGCAACACGCGCAUGCCCAACCCAGUCCAGACUCACGAUCUACGAACCACCCUGCCUCGUCGCUUCACCACCGAUUCGGGGCGUGUACCAACACUGUCUUCUAUUACCUCCCUACGCAGCCCCAUGGCUGGGCCCGACCCGAGCCAAUAUGAAAACUCGUACAGCAACUCCCAGGUGCAAUUGCUGGAAAAGAAAAAGCGAGAAUACGAACGCCUCCGUGACCAGAAGCGCCGCUUCGAGCUCGAGAUGCAGAAGCUGGAACAGGUCCAGCGACGCGAGGAGAUGGAGCUUCUCAAGAUGCAGGACGAUCUCCAGCGAGCUGGUCACCAAUCCGAGCCGACGACGCCGCCUGAAUACCAUGACAGCUCCGGCUUCCCCUCCAUGGCUCUUCAGCCGGCCGGCCGGUCGGGGUCGAACCUCGCGUCGCCGCAGUCGGGCAUCAUGCAGCAGUCCCGCACGCAUGGCGUUCGACGAGCACCAUCUUCCUUCGAGGUCGGUGCCUGCUUCGAGGAGGAACAGCGACGAAGAUGA